Messenger RNA from Hyalella azteca, 444 nucleotides. RefSeq lists its product as uncharacterized. The record is from RefSeq and is a predicted model, not a curated record. Lineage: Eukaryota; Metazoa; Arthropoda; Malacostraca; Amphipoda; Hyalellidae. Bases 1 to 444 code for a protein of 147 amino acids. The transcript is spliced from 4 exons.
AUGGCGAUAAAGAGCUCCUGCAGCAGCAGCCCACCACCAAGCAUAAGCAACACCAUCCUAGUAAACAACACUGGCUUCAGAGAGUACGACAAAAUACGCUACAACUGCCCCCCUAACACCGCCAGCUUGCUGGGUGAACGUUACAUAGAACUGCAGUGUCAGCCCGUCUCAGGCUGGAACGUCACCUCCUCCACUAACGAAACCAUCGAGCAAAUCUCAAGCAGAUUCACAUGUUUUGAUUCGUGCCCAGGACCCGCAGUUGCGCCCAACACCAACUGGCAGAGCAACUGGACUUCAGAGUUCGUGAAUGGGACGGUGAUCUACUACACUUGCCCCAACACCUCCUACCUCACCUCGGGUGACGACCAUCAGCUCAUCAACACCUGCAGCAACAACUCUUGGACCUUCCUUGGAAUUCCAUACUGCAUGAAUCAGGAGCCUUAG